Branchiostoma floridae (Florida lancelet) is the source of this 2326-nucleotide messenger RNA. RefSeq names its product medium-chain acyl-CoA ligase ACSF2, mitochondrial-like. The record is from RefSeq and is a predicted model, not a curated record. Bases 363 to 686 code for a protein of 107 amino acids. NCBI's taxonomy places the organism in Eukaryota, Metazoa, Chordata, Leptocardii, Amphioxiformes, Branchiostomatidae. The transcript has 5 exons.
GGGAUGUUGGUGUUCUUCAUGAAGAAGGUGUCCUGACACUUUUUGGCAGAGUUUCGGAUAUGAUCAUCAGGAAUGCCUCCAACGUGCACCCGAUUUCCAUCGAGUCGCCUCUGUCUAAGCAUCCUAAGGUGCAAGAUGUCAGGGUAAAGAUAAUCUUUCUUUUAUGGACAUGUAUACGCCAUUGCAAGAUAAGUAUAGUUCGGUAUAUAAUCCACAUAAUCUUAUGCUUUAUAAUCAAUGGAAGAGAUUUGUUUUAGAAUGCAGAUAGAUAUAGAACAAUAAGAAAUAAUCCGGAGAAACGUGGUAUAAACUCUUCCAGACACAUUCUGUUUGAAGGUAAUACGAUAACUUCAGCAUAAAAGAUGAAGCAGUGUUCCCAAUCACAAGCUAUUUGUCCACAUAUCGAAGCUCAUGAUAGACAACUUUUUCCCCUCCAGGUUGUCGGCGUGCCUGAUCCAGUCAGUGUGGAGGAGGUUUGCGCAUGUGUCAUCAUGAAGGAAGGACAAACUGCGGACUCACAGGAGAUGAGGAAGUCCUGUGUAGAGAUCGGGAUUGUUCCAGAGGAAAUGCCCGGAUAUUUCCUCUUCAUGGACGAGUUUCCAAUGACUUCGACACGGCACAAGGUUGACAGGAAGAAGUUGAGACUGAUCGCCAUGGAGAAGCUUGGUCUGAAGGAGGAGGCCUGAUGAUCUCAAGCCUGCCGGGUUCACUAUUGCAAAGUCGUCUAUGGCAACAUGUCGACACAAAUGUUACAAUGCCAUUCGUAAAGGCCAUCGCGCUGUGACCUUGCAUUUGUCUUACCUUUUAUCCUUCAAAAUAAAAUAAAAAGUAUGACCAAGAGGAUAGCAAAACUCACAAAGCUUAAAGUAUCUCUCAAAGCGUAGGUCGGAGCGAGGUCGCUGCAAUAGUGGAAUGGACGUAUAACUAAAAGAAUCACUGCAACCUUUGCUUACCUUUUGUUGUUUUCAGGGCAUAUCAUGGAAGUCUAGAUGCUUAAACCGUUUCUGGAGAACAUUAUUAAGUAUGCAUAAUUACUGAAGCUACCCGCAGUACUCACUAAAACAUCUUGCUGACAGACGCAUGGAUGCUAAUGACCGAUGUUAAAAGUAAGCAGAUUAUUAUUAUGUAAACGGAAGAGGGUAUAGACGUAUUACAAUAUAAUUAAGGCUGGUAACAUCAACAUUAAUGUUAUUCUGAGAAUUCUGUUUCCCGAUUAGCUAGAUUUGUUUGUUGUAUUCAUAUAGUACAUCUUAGUACAGAUGCAUCCAAACAUGUGGUAUCUGUAACGGGGCAAGAGAAACACAUUCAUUGAUAAAACAUGCAAACGACGACCUAAUUUUCUUUAAAAAUUAAUGACAAAAUACGAUGGUUGUCUGCAAACGAUGGUUUAUUCUUGUAACAUUUGGAACAUCAUUAGAUAUAUAUUAAAGGCAUCCUAAGCAAUAUCACAGCAUCAAAAGUGGAAAUAUUCUGGAUAAGACCCUGCACUGUAUUCUCACAUUUACAUCAUCAUUUCAUACUUUCAGCGGUUACAAAUGGCCCAGAGACAAGUCGCACGAGGAUAUUCCUUGCCAUUGGAACCUCCCGAAAUUAGGCCUUGAACAGGAAUCCCCGUGCGACUUGUUUCUGUGCCGUUUCUAACAGCUCAAUUUAUGAAAUAAUGAUGUAAAUGUGCUAAAAUAGUGCAUUAGAUGUCAAUAUUAUACAGACUGCCUUAUUCAGAAUAUUUCCACUUUCAACGAUAUGACAUUGCUAAGGUUGCCUUGAAGGAAAUGGCCACCUUAUUUGUAUAAUUUAGGAGAAUAUAUAGCGUUCUUUGUUAAGAUGAUACUGUGAUACAACAACAACUGUUACUUGGGUGCGGACAAUAAUAAACGGAUAUGAUUUAUGCACAUUAGGAUAUUAUUUGAAUGAUCAAUGAGAAACACUCAAUCAUUAUCAAUACAAUGUUGUCUGGUACAAUAUGUCGUCAAAUUAUGACUUUUUGUGAAUGCUCUCAAUACCUUAUAUCAUUCAGUGAUCGCAAAUGUUCAACACAGGUUUCACUGUGUGUUUUGUGCCUUAAAAGAACUAAUGAGGACAAAGUCAGACAAGGCCAACAAAAGACGCCGUAACCGUUAUCAACUCCAGACUACCCGCGUAAUUAUGCCAUUAAGGUCACCGAUCCCCUGAAGCGCUGUACUCUGGGUACUGGUGUCAACAAUAAAUCGUCUUAAGAAAGCACAUUUUAUGAUGUUGACAACAUUUUUUAAACAUACGUUGACGAAAACAUUUACUGUUUUACACCUGGUUGACAACAGCACACCUAUAAACAUAUUUAUGUACA